CACACAAUGAGGAGCAGAGGCUGGGGAGACGCUCCACAAACGCCGCUGUAAAUAAAUACAACAAUCACUGAGGCCAGAGAAACAUGGAGAACCAGUGCACGGUGCAGGUGAAGCUGGAGUUGGGCCACAGAGCCCAGCUGAGGAAGAAGGUGACAUCAGAAGGCUUCACCCACGACUGGAUGGUGUUUGUCCGAGGGCCAGAGACCGGUGACAUCCAGCACUUUGUAGAGAAGGUCGUGUUUCGCCUGCACGAGAGUUUCCCCAAACCCAAGAGAGUAUGCAAGGAGCCGCCGUACAAAGUGGAGGAGUCGGGCUACGCAGGCUUCCUCAUGCCUAUUGAGGUUUACUUCAAAAACAAGGAGGAGCCAAAAAAGGUGUGUUUCAACUAUGACCUAUUUCUCAACUUGGAAGGAAACCCACCCGUCAACCACCUGCGCUGUGAAAAGCUCACCUUCAACAACCCCACCAAAGAAUUCAGGAGAAAGCUGAUCAAAGCUGGAGGGGUGAUGGUGGUUCCAGAGGGGGCUGAAGCUGUGUCCCGGCCCAGUCCUGACUACCCGAUGCUGCCCACCAUCCCUCUCUCGGCCUUCUCAGACCCCAAGAAGACUAAGACCCCUCAUGUGUCAAAGGAACCCAGCAAAGAGGGGAGUGGCAGCAGCAAAGGACCCAAACCGCACAAACUGACCAAGGAGCACCGUGAACGGCCCCGAAAAGACUCAGAGAGCAAAGCCACGUCGAAAGGAGACAACGACGGGAGCAGCAAGAGUGGCCGCGACCCUUCCUCUUCCUCGUCUUCUAAAAAGCCAUCAGAUAUCAAAGUAAAAGAUGAAGUGAAGGUCCUGCCCAAGGCUGCCUUCAAAGAGCCUAAACUCACCCUGAAGGAGUCAAAGAUGGAGGGCAUGUCCCCUAAAGGAGGGGGGGCGGGGAGUGGAGGGGGUGGUGGGGGAGGAGGCGGCGGAGGAGUGUCCUCAGAGUCUAAAGCCCCGGGGAAACGACCUUCCACUGUGGAGUCUCCCAAACCCAGUGCGAAGAAGAAGAAGGGCAGCUCGGAGGGCCCGAAGGCGCCAGCGAGCGGGGCCUUCACGGGAACUUCUCCCCGAGUCUCCUCCUCGUCUGCAGCCAGUCAGCCGUACGCAGAGAAGAAACCCCCAAAGGAAAAAGGUCGCUGGGCCAAAAGCAAAAAUGACACGCAGGAACCGAAGGAGCCCAAGAAACUUCCAGAAUCUGAAGAGUCGAAUUCAGAGGACGAGGCAUCGUCGAAAUCAGAGCAGUCGGCUCCUUCCAGUGCUUCCAACUCCAGUUCGAGUUCCGACUCCAGCUCAGAUUCGGACUUUGAGCCAGGACAGAAACAAGGGCAAGGCCCACUGCGAUCGAUGGUGGAGGAGAUCCAGUCAGAGGAGUCGGAUGAUGAUGACAGCAGCUCAGAGGAAGAGACGCCCAUCAAGACCAACCCCCCCAACCGCGACUCACGACUCAGCCUGGACAGUGAGAGUGACAGCAGUGACGGCUCGCACAGCCCCGGUCGCGACUCCGCCCGGCCCCCCCAGAAACACAACUCCUCCAACAACAAAGUUUCAGGCAGAAAGAGUCCAGAUUCCUCGUUUCGUUCAGAAAAGGUGUUGAAGAAGGGAUACGACAAGGUAGGAAGGGCGUACACGGAAGAACUGGUGGACCUCCACCGCCGACUGAUGGCUUUAAGGGAGCGAAACGUCCUGCAGCAGAUUGUGAACUUGAUCGAGGAGACGGGCCACUUCAAUGUGACCAACACCACCUUUGACUUUGACCUCUUUUCACUGGACGAGUCCACCGUCCGCAAACUACAGAGCUACCUAGAGGCGACGGCCACGUGACAGGAAGUGGCGACUGGCAUGGGGAAAGCGGCAUGUGGAUGGAGGAGGCGGAGGUAGACUCUGCACCAUCUCCUCUUUUUAAGGAGAGGAGGAGCAACCACAUCACGUCGCAGUUGUUUCACAGGCCUGACUGAACCGCCGAAUAACUACCAUACAAACAGAAACACGCGAGCAAGCACACAUGAAGACACACCGCCUUCACGUGACACUGCGGGGGAAACUGAAGGAGGAGGAGCGGAGUGACUGAACUCAGUCUACAGUCAGGAUAUCCACUACACAUCUCUAUACUUCUGAGCCUGUGCGAAGCUGUGGUAUGCACCCCACACCCCCUCCUUCACCCUCCUGUACUCCCGUCUUUGCAAACCCAAUACUUCCCCUCCUCCUCUUCCUCCCCCUUCACACGCACACUCCUUACUCGGCAGAACACUUCAGUCCCCUUCCCCCUGCCGUCAGCUGGAGCUCAUUUCUCUCCCCACAUACUCUUUAAGUCAUGUGUGUGUUGACUGUGCAGUUUGUGUGCGUGUGUGCGUGUGUGUGCGUGCGUGCAUGCGAUCGCUGCUGAGGUUUAAGAGGAGAUGUUGUCUUUGUGGAACCGACUUCUCUCUUUUUGUGAAGCUCGGGCACAAACAGCCGGUUUGCCUCUUUCACACCAGGCCAAACAAACACACAUUCAGGUCAUCCUUUACUUUAAACCCCCCAAUUAGUUUCUUUAAGAUGAUGAAUAAGUACUAUAUUGUAGUUGUAACCAGAUAUAGGUACUAUAACUUCUUCUUCGUGGAGGGUUUUUUUUAAACUAAUAAUGAAUACACUUACACUAUUGAAAAAUACAAACAAUGGCCAGCUACUGUUCCUUAACAAACACUUUAAAUGCUGUUAUAUGUGCUUAUAACCGCAUUGCAUUGUUUUAUAAACCUUUUAAAUCUUUGCAGUUCUUAUAAAUCAUGAAAGGGGGGUUAAAGUAAAGGGGUACCCAGAAAUUGUGUCUCAGUUGCUAUCACUGUACACACAACACUGAGACGUGUGAGUCUGUCCUGCAUGAGGUUUCUGUGUUGUCUGAACACACGUUCUGUUGAGUUUCUCCUCUACUUCCUCGCACUGAAAGCUGAGCCUUGACCUCCUACCAAUGCCCCCCCCCCUUCCCUCUGAAGCCCCCUCAACUCAUCCCUCCUCCUCCUCCCAGUUUCUCAUAUCGGCGUGCAUGAAAGGGCUCGACUGCUCGCGGCCAGAGCAGUGGAGGAUCACUCCUGAAUUGCCUUCUAAGUGGUGGGAAGGGUGGGAAGGGGGUUUAAAAAGCCGUGAAAAAGUAGCCAUACUUGUCUCCCAGAAUCCAAAAAUAAGAAACAAUUUAAUAGGGGCCACGCUUUUUUACAUUUUAUUUUUCUACAAGUGCAUUUUGUGUAUUUAUUCCCAGACUGCGGUUAAGAUAACCUGUGAGCUAUGAAUGUAUAUCGCUUUUACUUUUCUACGGCUAGCAACAGCCCCACUCUAGUGCCUUUUUCUGCGACUUGCAGUGUGAGGGGGGGUGUGCGCUCUGUUAGCCAUGGUCACACAGAUUGAACCCCCCCCCCCCAAAUACCCCCCUCGGGGAAACAAGUGUUAGAAGGGAUGCCUGAAAAUCCAGUAUUGUCUUAACGGCUUCCAUCCCUGCUUCUCCUUUUCCAGUGUCUUUAUGGCUGUUGUUAUUUUAGCAGCGACUGCUAUCUUUCCCUGAUGGUGGCCGUGUCUUCAUGUUCCUGCUUUGUGAGAUUUAGGUUCAGUGUUUUGAAGAGGUCUGUGUGGUAGUUGAUCACAUUAAUUAGCUCUAGUAACAGUUGAUUCAGCUUUGUCGUGUGUUUUGUGGGACGGUUGUCGUUGAAUAGGGUCGGGGUUCCCUCUUCAAGCUGUUUGAAGAAUAAGUACUAAGGGUGAAGUAUUUGAUGCUGAAUGCCGGGAACUUGAAAAGCAUUCACAAAGGGUUUGUAAGAGAAAAAUAAGCUAAAGAAAACCCUCCUUGGGUUUUCUUACCCUAAAUAUCUGAAAUGCAUAUCUCAGAGGCCUGAAACAGGAAGUAAGUGUUUUAGGCUGAUAACUUUAACCAAGUCUCACAAAGCUGGCUCACUUUAACCAGGUUAGAUCACUAAACCGGUGCCGCUUCAGAGAAGUUUCACUUGAAAGGAGUACAUCAAACCCUGUAAACCAUUAGUAAUACCGAGCACAAAGCAACAUGUUUACUCAUUAGUAGACUCACUUGGCUUUAUAUGCUAGCUAAAGAACACAUUUAAGGUAUGGCUGUAGCACAAACACAAAAUAUUUUAAAUGGACGUUGAUCAUGAGUAAAGAGAAAUACUCCCUAAUGGUAUCAUAAUUUGAACAAAUCGUAUUCACACACUAAGCUUAUAGAAGGUUAUGAACUUAUGUUGAGUCAUUUAAGAACAGGAAACAUCAUUAUCACACUUAUCCCACUUUACAAAGGAAAUAAAUCUGGUGAGAUCAUCGUUUACAGAGUUCACUGGCAUGCCACUGCAAAGCUUUAGUUUAGUUGCUGUGGAUAUAUAGUUUAAUAUAUCUCGUGCACUGAUUUUAAAACAAUUCAAACUCAAUUUUGCACUGACCGGAUCCAAGUUUCAGGUAGGUAUAUGUUUAAACUCCUCAAAUAUACAGCUGAAAGCCAACUAGAGGGGUCCUUGAUUUACUUUGGCCGUAGAAUUAUGAGCAAUAAUUGAGAACUAAAACUCUCCAGCUUUUUGCAUCAGACAGUGUUACUUAUAAAUUAGUUAAUCAUCGACAAACACUGAAGCACAAAUGACCUUUAUCCAUUUCUUAUCACUCUAGAUCAUGUUAAUAAUGGAGUUGAUAAAGAAAAGAUAAUUAAGCCAAUAAAACAAUGCCCGCUAUUAGCUAUGGUCUAUUACUUGUAGUAGUUGAUUAUUGCAUUAUUUGAGCAUUAUUCUUUACUAGUAAUGUUAUAUAUGUAAAUAUUGUUACAUUUACUGUACAUUUUAAAAUCUUUUUGUAUCUUUUUUUAACUCACUGAAUAUAACUUUUUGCUACUGCACUGUCCACAUUUCCAGAAAAGAGAUAUCCACAGUUUGUUCCAUAAUAACCUCACUGACUUGUUGUUACACAUAUUGUGGGUUAAAAGAGCCAGCUUUUUGAGACCGGUUUCUAGGAUCACCAGUGUUUUUGUGAAGCCAGAAAACACCCAAAGAAAGCCAAUGAGGGGAACUUGCUUCUUGAUUCAGGCCCCUGGUGUGUUAGUUCCUGUGGCCCCUUUAGGCUUCACACACACAAGCCCACUGUGGUACAAACCGUCAAUGAGUGAUUCCCUCCCUCCCCUCCUCUGUUUUCUUCUUGCCGACAGUGUUUUUAUUCUGACGUUACUAUAGCUUUAAUACUUCUCUCUUUUUUCUGUUGCCUGCCUGGCUCAUCAACACGUACACAGUCCCUUAUGCCCUUACUGUAAACGCUGUCUGAACACGAAAACUUCUCAAAAACCGAAAAAUAACCUGGAUUCCUGCCGCCUUAUGUGCCCUGCAGUAACCCCCCUCCUGCCCUCACUUCUUCCCCGGUCCUGCUCUCCUUUUCUCUAGGUGUGCCUCUGACAACUGAACUUCCGUGAGGCCGUAAUUACUGAGAAUGAACUUUGCAACUUGUGUGAGUGCGUUUGCAUCUGAGAGUGUGUUUGUCAGCGAUGGGAGAGAUUUAAAGAAAAGCGACCUUCCUGUCCUCUCCUCUGUGCAUCGAUGUGGGAACUUUAAAGUCCUCGUUCAUGAACUCUGACCUUUGACCAGGCACUCUUUCAGUCCCCUGCGGUGGUUGAGAAGGGGAGGUUACUUGGGGACUCGAGAGAAGCCCCACUGUCUGCCCACAGUCAAUGUUUUAUUUAUGGACCUCUGCACUUUUGGCUGUGAUGACUUCAGUACUUACGUAGUUACCUGAACUGUAUUUUUAAGGAUUUUAUACAAUAUUUACAUGCAAUACGAUAUGAAUUGAUUUUUUUUUUCUUUGCCAACCAUUUUUUGUUUGUUUCUUAUUUAAUUGUCUUUAUUUUGGCAUGAUUUGUCACUAUUAUUCACAAACAAACAUGCCUGUUGGAUCUAUUUUAGGCGUGAAACAUUAUGGGGGAAGUCUCUGGUAUGUUUUUGUGUGUCAUGAUUCUGAUGACACCAACACCAAGAGGCAGGUGUAGGAAAACGUUUGCUGGAUGAGCUUAACACCUCUUCUUCCAGUAGGAAAAACUGAACCAGAAUAUGGACAAGAGAAGUAAAAACACUUUGGUUCAGGGAACUGAAGUUGUAUUUUUUCUGCCUCAUGUCCUCUCAACACAUUCAUUGUUUUUACCCAAACAGAAACUGUCACCUAAUGUAGUUAUGUUGUGAUAACUUGAAGCCUGAAGAAACACAUCAUAGGAAACAAUAGAGUUGUGAAGUGGGGGGGAGCUGUUGUGUUUCGUUCUGCCUCUCAUUUUGUCGCGCAGUGUUGCUUUGUUUUAGCAAUAAACUCUUCCGAUUCAAUCAUUUAGUCGAAAAUCAUGAACAAACCAUUUGGGACAUAUCUGGUUGAUUAACUACAACUCCCAAGGAGCAUUGAGGCAAGAAUCAUGUAAUCACCAAGUUUUUAAGUUCAACUCUGUUCACUUUUCUUUUUGUGGUCAAUAAUACAUACAUUUGGCAAAUAUUGCGUCUGCUUCUGACUGACUCCUCCAUGGCAAAGAGUGCGGGGGCUCAUGGGUGGAGUAGUAUUUAGAAACUUUCCGCCAAGCCAUAGAGACUUGUCUCAGAAACUUGUAAUGUAAUAAAGAAAUUGUAGCAAUUUGUGAUCCUAUUUUAACAUUUGUGAUCAGUACAAUAUCCGGAAGAGUUCUGUGUUUAUUUGUUGGGCAACACUGAGGAUAUAAAUAAAAGCAAAUGGGGAAGCAAAACACUUCAGGUCCCGCUCACUCAGCAACUCUGUGAAGGUCUGUGGGAGUGCGGCAUCAUUUCAGCUGAGACAAUAUUAUAUAUAAUACAUGUAUAAUACAGCGAAGGUAGAAUAUCUACUGUGUGGAUCUUUAAAGGUGGAGGAAAAAACUUUUUUUUUAUUUAGAGCAAAUUGUUGCAAAUAUGUGGAGGGGGGUGGGAGGGGGCAUGUGCAGACGGAUGUUUCCUGUGUCAGUGGUCGUCAUAAUGUGUCUGUGACAGGGGCACAGGGUUGCCUGUAUUUAUAAAGGUUUGAUUUUUUUAACUGAGGGUAAAGGAGGGAGGGGGGUGGAGUCUGAAAUGUGUUCCAUAUAUGUGGUCCAAGCAGAACAAAUGAACUGGAUGUGCAGAACAAUUUGGUAUUUUUUGAAAAUAAAGACUUGGCAUUACAAUGCCACCAUGUGGCCAUAUGAUGCAAGUUGUUAACAAGGAAAAACAUGUUAUUUUAAUGUUAUUUUUUAUUUCGAAAUCAUAUUAUUAAUAAAGUCAUUAAGUACUGUU
Molecule: messenger RNA, 7288 nt
Organism: Eleginops maclovinus (Patagonian blennie)
Lineage: Eukaryota; Metazoa; Chordata; Actinopteri; Perciformes; Eleginopidae
Gene: mllt1a
Product: MLLT1 super elongation complex subunit a
Exons: 12
Coding region: 84-1850 (588 amino acids)
Biological process (GO): positive regulation of DNA-templated transcription
Cellular component (GO): transcription elongation factor complex
Molecular function (GO): chromatin binding
Source: RefSeq, a predicted model, not a curated record